This is a messenger RNA of Annulohypoxylon maeteangense, 1747 nucleotides long. RefSeq names its product putative 3-hydroxyisobutyrate dehydrogenase G6G8.5. Gene Ontology annotation, cellular component: mitochondrion. The transcript is spliced from 3 exons. Gene Ontology annotation, biological process: L-valine catabolic process. Gene Ontology annotation, molecular function: NADP binding; 3-hydroxyisobutyrate dehydrogenase activity; NAD binding. The record is from RefSeq and is a predicted model, not a curated record. Bases 444 to 1445 code for a protein of 333 amino acids. Lineage: Eukaryota; Fungi; Ascomycota; Sordariomycetes; Xylariales; Hypoxylaceae.
AUUUUCCCUCAACAAGAAACGCAAUUUUGUCUUAACCAAACAAUUCUUUGACGUCCGUGUCGAGAUGCAUUUGGAGACGUUUCCGAAGUCCUAAUGGAUUGAGAUACCACUAUGGUCUACCACAAAUUCCACAAUGUGUGUAGUGUGCGCAAUGUGUACCUAGGUAGCUUGCAAAUCCCUUGAUCCAUUGAAGGUCACUGGAUCUCUGGGGCUCAAAGACACAGCUUAGAAUCGGCAAUGGUCGGUUCUGUGCUAUGACUGCCCUCGGAUCAUCCCAGUACCCCGCGACUUUCCAGGGCUUUGGAGAGCUUGGAGAAGUCUCCAACUGACUUUUGAUCUUCUCUCUCCCAAUGUGUAACGACUCACAGCGUGUAACGACGCUUCGAUUUGAUCUUACCUAUGUAUUCUAGGUUCAGAAUAAUUGAAAUUCGGCAUUAAGAAGUAUGAGAGUACAUCUGGUUGCACGGAGUCUCUUUAGAGCUCAACAGCGAGCUUUCUCGACAACACCAAAACGGUUGGAGAGUUAUGGUUUUGUCGGGUUAGGUCAAAUGGGUUACCAGAUGGCCAAAAAUCUCCAGUCGAAACUUUCUUCCAAUGAUUCUGUUAGCCUGUUCGAUAUCAACAAUGAUGCUACAAAACGUCUAGCUGAAGAGAUGAAAGCUUCUCAAAUUGGUGGCGCCGCUGUUGAAAUUUCGCAUAGUGCAAACGAUGCUGCAAAAAAUUCGGACAUUGUAAUAACAGUGCUACCUGAACCAUCUCAUGUGAAGAGUGUGUACCGAGAGAUACUAUCUCCAGAUUUACCCAGGAAAGAAAGGGUAUAUAUCGACUGCUCAACCAUUGACCCUUCAUCAUCCCGAGAGGUUGCAAGGUGGGUUGCAGAUGCGAACCAAGGGCAAUUUGUGGAUGCUCCUAUGUCGGGUGGCGUUGUAGGUGCUGCUGCAGGCACGUUAACCUUUAUGCUGGGUGCCCCUGAUGCUCUAGUGCCAAGACUAGAACCAUUACUGCUACGAAUGGGAAAACGAGUAUUGCAUUGCGGCGCUCAGGGCAAUGGGCUUAGCGCAAAGCUAGCCAACAAUUAUUUGCUGGCGAUCAACAACAUUGCAACGGCCGAAGCUAUGAAUCUCGGUAUUAGAUGGGGACUUGACCCUAAGACGUUGGCGAAUAUCAUCAAUGUUAGCACUGGUAAGUGCUGGCCUAGCGAGGUCAAUAAUCCGGUAAAAGGUGUAGUUGAAGGUGCGCCGGCCAGCCGUGACUAUUCUGGUGGGUUCGGCAUUAGUCUGAUGAAGAAAGAUUUAAAGCUCGCUAUCGUGGCUGCUAACGAAGCUGGCGCAAAGCUAGAAUUGGGCGACCGAGCAAGGGAAGUCUACGAGACGGCGGAACAAGUAGAGUCGUGCAAAGGUAGAGACUUUUCCGUCAUUUAUAGAUUUCUUGAUGGUAAGGAAUGAGACAUACAUACUUAAUUGAAAGAUAUUAUAGAUAUCUGAGACCUCAAUUCUCCGAACUGUCGAUGAAUACUACCUGACUACCUGAUCACCUAGUACCUAUAAAUUAUAGGCAUCUUAACCAAACAUAAAAUGUUGAUUAUGAGAAUAAGCACCCAAUACGGGUACAUGUUCCGGGUCAAAAGAUCUGCGUGGCGCCGCCGUAGCGUCCCGGAUGUGGCCUUAUCCGCCUCUGGUUCGGAUCGAUCUCAUAUUUUAGGUCCUUUUCAACGAUAUAACAACAACCUUGAAGGUAACUAAAGACG